GUAGUUAUGCGAAGGUUAUUUUUUCAAGGAAAUCCAUUCAACUAUGUAAUAUACAGGUAGGAAGUAUAAAAUAGGAUUAAACUGACCCUUACUACACCCUUCGGAUCCCUUGCACUCAUUUUAAGCCGGAUAUUUACUCAUAUUUGUUUUCUUAGCCCAGUAACGUUCUAAACUUGCAGGUAGAACGUGCAAGAUUAUCAUCCUCGUUUAAUACUAUUAGCCAAUAAAAACUUAUAAGAAUCAAAAUUUUGACACGUUUUUUCUAACCAAGUUUUACAAGUUCACGACAAGUUUGAAACUUUAUUCCAAAGCACAUACAUAAUGUCACAACUCUGCGUCGUCAAUCUGGAUUACGAGGACACUCCAGCCGGACGGGGUUGGCUGGUCACGAUCGACGGUUUGGACCACAUGCAAGUGAAGCAUUUCCAGGAGCACGUGACCUCCAAAGCGUGGAAAACGGAUGUCAUUUUCUGCACCACGGUCACCAUCGGGCCGGGCGAGGAGCCAAAGUUUCUGGGUGGGGACUUCCGCAGCCAUGACGACAUUCGUCCCGUGGUCGACUCUUAUUUCGAAAUAUUGGACUUUCUUGGAUUUCGAAUGAUCGGAGUGAACACGACGUCCCACCCGGAAAAGGGGAAGCGGUCCACGUGGACGAUGAAGCACGUGUUGUAAUUUACAAUAUUUGCAGACUUGAUAUUUAUGUGGCUCGAGUUGGGAUAUUUUUUUUUCGUCGGUGUGUAAAUACAUAUAUUUCAUAAUUGCCAUUUUAGUACAUAUGUAUGUAUGUAUAUCCACUCAAAAUAAUUUGGCAAUAAA
This is a messenger RNA of Folsomia candida, 816 nucleotides long. RefSeq lists its product as uncharacterized. The record is from RefSeq and is a predicted model, not a curated record. The coding region runs from base 322 to 672 and encodes 116 amino acids. NCBI's taxonomy places the organism in Eukaryota, Metazoa, Arthropoda, Collembola, Entomobryomorpha, Isotomidae. The transcript is spliced from 3 exons.